This is a messenger RNA of Entamoeba dispar SAW760, 657 nucleotides long. RefSeq lists its product as uncharacterized. The coding region runs from base 1 to 657 and encodes 218 amino acids. The record is from RefSeq and is a predicted model, not a curated record. NCBI's taxonomy places the organism in Eukaryota, Evosea, Mastigamoebida, Endamoebidae. The transcript has a single exon.
AUGGAAGAGUUUUUUCGUGAAUUUCAUCUUCGAGUUCAACCAUUUGGAAAAACCAACUCAUUGAGUGAGUUGAAACGGGAAAGAAAAUUUGCUGAAUUAAUGCUUCUAUCUGAGAGGCGCUAUCAGUUAGGAUGUCGUGUUACUAGAAAUAAUCAAAUAGAAGUUAAUGGGUAUAAUAGUUUAAAACAAGCACAAAUACUCAUUUAUCUCAAUCAAACUAUUAAACGAAUUGAAGUACAAAAAGGGAGUUUUUUAUUUUUAUUCAACCCAGAAGUUAGAGGAGUUAUUCAAGUUUGCCUUGUGGAACCAACGUCUCAAAUUGUACUUGUUGGACUCACUAAUUUUAAUGAAAAAUAUCAAACAGAAAUUAGCCAAAUUAAUGUCUUUGAUACUUCUAUUCAAAUCUCAUUUUCACCAAGAAUGUUUGAAGAGUGUUGUUGUGGUGUUUUUGAAAGAAAAGAGAAUGAUUCAUUACAUUUUAUUAAAAGCAUGAAAAUCCUCCCAAAUGUUAAGAAAUUCCAAAUGACUUUUAAUCAACCUUUAAAAAAAGGAUCUUAUUUUAUUCGUAUCUUUGUUAAACAACCAAACACUCCUUUAAACCCAAAUACUAUUUCAUUUGAAACACCUUUUGUUCUUCAACAGUAUUUUGCUAAAUGA